AGCUGGAAUUUCAUUCUCGAAUUUUAUUGUUUUUUUUUUUUUGUUUUGAAAUUAAUUUUUUUUUAUUUAUUUAUCAUACAAAUAAAUAAUUUAGGAAAACCAAAAUGGAUUCUCAACCAAUAAUACCCGAACCAUUAUCGGCCAAUGAUAAAAAUUCAUUUGCAUAUAAAACACUUAGUUAUCGUUUACCGAUAAUUAUAACAAAAGUAAUCGAUCUAUUAUGUCGUCAACGAAAACAGAUCAUUUCGAUUGAUCUAAAAUUACCACCAGAACAACAACCAGAAGCUGAAGAAGAAACUAAACAAUUGAUUGAAGAAUUGGCCAAACUUAAAUAUGAACUACAGACAAAUAAAUCAAUACGACCAAUUGUUUCAUCAUCAUUAUCGGAUACACAAGCAUGGAAUGAUUUGUUGAAUGAAGAAUAUCGCCAUAAUGAUAAUGUUGUUUAUUUCAAUGUUUCAUGGCUACUAAGUGAAUGUUAUUUCUAUCGUAUGAUGCAUGAAAUUUUUGUUCGUUCAAAAUAUUUUCAAAAUUUUGAUCAAUUUUUCACUGUCAAAAAAGAAUCAUUUGAAUUGUGUUUGAAACCGGCGGAAAAAUUGGCCAAACAUUUAUUAAUGCUCAACGACCAACAACAAUCAUCCGAUUAUCAAGAAUCUACAUUUACAUUUUAUACAAUGCAUUCAUUAUGGGGUAAUAAAUUUGAUCUAUCAUUAUCAUGUGGUGAACGUAAACAAACCGGUGAUUUUGAUUUCAAUGAAUUGGAAUCGAAAAUUCUUGUGAAUGAUUUGAAAAAUUUCUGGUCAUUUAUGCAACAAUUAUUUUCCGGCCAAAAUUCUAACAACAACCAAAAUGAUAAAAAAUCCUAUCGAAUCGAUAUCAUAUUGGAUAAUGCUGGUUAUGAAUUAUUUACGGAUUUUUGUUGGGUAGAAGCUAUGCAUACGAUUGGAUUAUUGCCAAAAGAUCAGGUUAUUGUACAUUUUCAUGUCAAAUGUAUGCCAUGGUUUGUAUCGGACACAAUGACCAGUGAUAUAAAAUGGUUAUUAAAAUAUGUUAAUGAUACGGCCGGAAUCAGUUUAGAUCUUAAACGAUUAAAUGAACGUUUUAAUGAAAAUUUUCGCCAUCGUCAAUGGUUAAUUGAAGAACAUGAUUUUUGGACAUUACCACAUGAUUAUGCACAAAUGCCACGUGUAGCACCGGAAUUAUAUCGAGAUUUUUGCCAUGAAUCACGUUUAAUUUUAUUCAAAGGUGAUCUUAAUUAUAGAAAAUUAGUUGGUGAUCGAAAAUGGAAUAUUCGAACAUCUUUUAAACAAGCGAUUCGAGAAUUUCAACCAAAAUCAGCGGCUAUUUGUACACUACGAACAAUUAAAGCCGAUGUUGUUGUCGGUAUUCACGAUGAUCCGGUGAUUAUCGAACGUAUCAAACAAUUUCCAAGUGAUUGGAUGGAAAUUGGUGAAUAUGCUGUAAUAAAUUUUUUAAAAAUUGAUUAAAUUGCGUUUCAAAUUAUC
Dermatophagoides farinae (American house dust mite) is the source of this 1505-nucleotide messenger RNA. Its product is annotated as damage-control phosphatase ARMT1. Gene Ontology annotation, molecular function: phosphatase activity. Gene Ontology annotation, cellular component: nucleus. Gene Ontology annotation, biological process: DNA damage response. The record is from RefSeq and is a predicted model, not a curated record. NCBI's taxonomy places the organism in Eukaryota, Metazoa, Arthropoda, Arachnida, Sarcoptiformes, Pyroglyphidae.